ACAAAAGAAAAAAUAAAAUAAGAAAAAUAAUAAUAAAAAUAAUAUAUUUAUAUACGUCGACUAAUGAAGAAUUAAAGCUCUAAUAGUUCAGUAGAUAUAGAGAUUAAUUCACAGUGCUAAAAGCCUUCUUAACAACUUUUAGGCCCAAGUAUAAUUUUGAAAGACCAUCAGGAAGAUAGAACUAAAAGCAAUUCUUCCUCAUAGAACAGCACCUUCAGAAAGGUUCAUUCAACUAAAGGCAAAAAUGAGAAAAGUAAAAGGCCUUCUAGUGUGACCCAAAGACCAAGUUCGAUUCCAAAAUUUGUAUCAUCCUUUUCAAAUGAAGCGCAAAAAAUAGGUUUGAAUGGAAAUACAAGAAGUUAAGAUGAUAGUUAUGCAGUAAAUAGUCUAAUUAGUAGCAUGAAUAAUAGUUAUUGCAUUCAAUAGAAUGCUCAUGACAUUUUGGCUAAAUCUAAACUCCAAAAUUCUUAUCAUUAACGAGGAAGUUCAUUGUAAGCAAUAGGUUAAGUAAAUGUAUUUAGCACAUAGUAUUCAAGCAAUCUUAAAGGUGGAUCUUCUCAAUCUUUAUAGAAUUAAGUUGCUUAAUCAUAAUCCCUAGCUAACAGCUUUGUAUCUGUUAAUCAGCAAGCAGUAGGUUCAUCUGGAGAUGAAAAAUCUGGAGCAAAUGUUUGCUAAUCUUUCUCUGCCGUCAUCUCAGCUCAGCCUGUAUCUGAACUUAAAAUUGCAGGUCCUGAGAUUAAUAACCUUUAAGUAUCAUCACAAAGUUAGCCAUUAUCUGAUAAUUUAGUAUUUAAACACGCUUCGUCACUUGAUCUCCCUCCUUAAUCCUCUCUAAAUGUCAGUUCAAAAUUAAUUAAUCAAUAAGUAAAUGCCGCUCAUAAGUAUAAUAAUCCCAAAUAGCUAAAUGAGUAGUAAAUUUUAAAGUCAUAAAAGCACAAGUAAAAAAAUAUACUAGAAAAUGAAGAGGAUUGUGAUCAAAAAGAUAAGUAAGAAGAUGAAGAAUAGAAUGAGUAAAAUGUAUGCGAAUUAUAGCAAGCAUAGGGUAUUGAAGCCUUCGAUGUAGUAGCUAACAACAAAGCAGAUUCUGAAAAUUAGAUGAGUUAAGUUUAAAUAUAAGGGAAUAAUAUAUUUGGAAUAAAUACUGAGUUAGAAAAAAUAGAUCUCAAUAAUAGCAGCUCAUCUAAGCAUACUUCUAACUCAAUAACAUCAAGGUCACAUAAAAAUUAGUCAAAUAUCUCUGAUGAUUUUUUGUAGGAUUCAAAAUAAGAAAGUGUAAACAACAACAGUAUGAUUGUUAGCAGUAGCAAUAAUAGCAGCAGGGUUUUUAAAGGAUCAAGCAACAAUAGCUUUAUCCUAAAUUAAUGUACUUAAAAAGCAGCUGCAUAAAAUCCUUUAAACGAAUUUAUUCAAUCCAAGGAAGAAAUCAAAGAAAGCAUAAGUAGAUCUAAAUAUUGCGCAAAGCCUAGAGAUGCUCAUAUACUUUAAAAUGCAAGAUUGCCUAUCAAGCCUAUUUUACAAGAUGAAUCUAAAAAUCAAAUUCUAACUCUAGAUGACAAGUUAAUUGCUCCUCCUUCAAUUUAAGUAAUAUAAAAACCUAGCCAAGAUUUAAAUGAAUCACAGUUGAAAGGCAAACAAAAAUUAAAAUAACUUAUGCAUAGAAGAGGAAAUACUUUAAGUAGAAAUGAUAUAGAAGAUUUGUAGUUCUUUGAGUUUUAAGACUCAGUCUUCCAAAAGGUUUCAUCUGAAGAUGAAAAAGUAAAUUCUAACUAAUUGGAAAACAAGCAAACAUCUCAGGAAAAUUUAAGCACAAAUCCUCUUUCUUUUAUCAACCCUUCCUAGGUCUAUGACUUUUAGAAUAAGAACAAUGAAGAAGAUAAUCAAAACGAGCAAGACUACUAACAGGAAGAUUAAGAUGAAGAUAUUGAAAUCAAAAAAUAAGUAGAACUGCUAAACAGUGACGACUCUGAGAACGAAGAUAAGGUAAGAAAUAUAGGUAAGCCCAGUCCUCAUCCUCCUGUUGGUGUUUACUAAUAACAAAUUUAUCAUCCGAUUCCUUAGCAAUAAUCCCAGUAAUAAAUGAGUUUUCAUCCUCACUUAAAUCCUUUUGUUGAUAUCCCAAGCUAGUCCACUCCAUAGAUUCAAUAACAAAAUUUUGAUUCUUUUAGCAAGCAAUCUUCUACUCCUAAUCAACAAUUAGAGUAUAUUAGCUCAAAGAGAAUUGUUGGCCCUAGACCAAUGUCUAUUGAUUAGCAAUUUUCUUAAUUCUUUGCUACUCCUAAUUAGUAAUAAAUUAUGAACAUACCAGAAAAGUGUGGAUCACCUUUAUAAUUUACUGAUUACUCUCAAUAGUAAGGGUAGUCUCCUUACAUCUUAUACGAAUCACCAGCACAUUAACACAUUCAAUCUAUUUAUAACUAAGGGAUGAAGUAACCUACAAAUAAUAUGAAUAAUAUUAUUUAAUUUAAUUAAAUGAAUACACCUUCUCCCCCAAUCCAAGGCAACUAAUAAAAGAACUAUUAGAUCUUUUAGCAACACACUUAGAUGUAAUAAAUGAUGUGCUAAAUUCCAGCAUAACAUAGUAUUGGUAUCUAGUAGCCUUAACAAAAUUAAUAGGGUAAUCAAUAGCAAUAGUAAUAGGCUGGUUAGAUAUUUAAUUAGAACUAAAUAAGCUUGGGAUAAUAGGGCUAAUAAUAAAUGAUGGCUAUGAUGAAGAACUAAAAGCAGCACUUGUAAAUAUAGCCUAACUCUUUGUUCUCUUCAAAUUCAAGCUCUACAUACCACUUGUAGAAAUAAAAUUGCAAUCUAUCUCAAGCAUCAACAAUAGACUCAGCAGAUUAUAUCAACACUUUCAGAUCAGGAUCUUCUUAUGGUGUUUAGGAUGUCUAGUAAGAUCAAGUAGUUAAGAUGAUUAAGCAAUAGAGUUAGUCGAUAUAGUAAUAACUGCAAGUUAGAAGCUAAUGUAUUCAAUCUCAAGUGCAGCAACAAUAAAGCUAGCAAGGACCUUAACUCAACUAGCAGCUAAACUUCUUCCCAAACCAUCAUCUCGCAAAUUAAUAAGAAAAAGGUUUCUUUUAAUAACCUAAUACAAACGCAAAUUAAUUUUUGCUUGAACCUUUUACUUCUUAACCUCAGUUUAAUUAAUAUUAAAUGAGCCAAUUCUAACAAAAUUAAUAAAUUCCGUUUACAAAUGAGUUCAUGCAAACGCCUUUUCCUCUUCAAUACCUUUAAGUAUACAUUCCUUAAAAUCAUGCAUAGGUUGUUUAAUAACCAAUUGGUUAGAUCUCUCCAGAAAAAUUUGAUUAAGUACCUCAAGCUCCUCCUCCUCACAUUUUUGCUAAUUCUUAAUUGCUAAAUAAUUAAGACAUUUCAAAGAUAUCUAAAAAUCAAUUCUAGCUAAAAUAAUAAAUGUAAGGCUAUAAUAAGCCUUCUCACUCCAAAUAGCUAUCAUGCUAAUAAUUAGGAUAAUACGAUUAAUAGAACUAAGUAUAACAACUUUAAUAGAGUCAAAUUUAAUUUUCAUAAGGAAAUUAAUACUAGCUUAAGAAUAACAAAUUUAACUAAGAUAGUAGCAAUAUUGUUAACCAAAGCUAAUAAGGUAACAGCAUCUGCAACAACAGCAUGACUUUCCAUAAUAAUUCAUAGAAUAAAAAUUAAAUUAAUAGCUCUAACGUUAACAGCUAACCUAUUAAAGGAAAAAAGAAAUUAGAAAUAAAAGAGGAGGAUAUAAGCUAUGAUAUUGAUUUAGAUAAGUUAGGUGAAGAUAAGCGUACUACCGUUUGCAUUAAAAAUAUCCCAAACAAAUAUUAGCUUAACUGUGUUUUACAAACAAUAGAAAAAAAUCACAAGGAUAACUUUGACUUUUUCUACUUGCCUAUUGAUUUUAAUAAUAAGUGCAAUGUUGGCUAUGCAUUCAUUAAUUUUAUCAAGCCAGAAUACAUUAAAGAUUUUUAUCUUGAGUUUAAUGGCAAAAAAUGGAAGAAGUUUAAUUCAGACAAGAUUUGCAGCUUAAAAUAUGCUACAAUAUAAGGUAUUCCUUAAUUACAAGAGCAUUUCUAGAAUUCGAGCGUUAUGAACUAAAGAGAAAAAAAGUUUAAACCAGUGUUUUUAAAUGUCAUAAGCAAUAUGAUUGACAAACAAAAGCAACAAUCUACAUAAAAUGAUUGUAAUAAAUCAAAUUUUAACGAUGAUAAUAAUGGCAUUAAUUAAUAAAUGGGUAAAAACAAUUUUAUGGAAGGAAGCACCAGUUAAAACUAGACUGAAUAAGCUUUCAACUAUAACAAUAACAAGUAAAACAACUAUUCCUAUCAAAGCAAUCACAGCCAACAUAGCAACAGCAAUAAUAAUACCAGCUAAGGAGGUUAAAAUAGCACUAAUUAUCACAAAAAAAAUAACAGUAAUAGUAAUAACAACUAUUUUAAUAGAUACCAUAAUUCUAAUUAGAAGAAUUACAAUAAUAACAAACAUGAAUAUGUUCAAAAGCAAUGA
This is a messenger RNA of Tetrahymena thermophila SB210, 4485 nucleotides long. RefSeq names its product RNA recognition motif 3 in plant Mei2-like protein. The transcript has 8 exons. The record is from RefSeq and is a predicted model, not a curated record. NCBI's taxonomy places the organism in Eukaryota, Ciliophora, Oligohymenophorea, Hymenostomatida, Tetrahymenidae. Gene Ontology annotation, molecular function: nucleic acid binding.